AGAGUCGGAUUUUGACUGCGCGAAUAGAGGCCGCAACAGAAGGGGUAUAUGCUGUUAUGUUCUCUCAAAUUUCCCUAUAAAUCCUCCCCACUCUUAUCACUCUUUCUCACAUCACAUCACAUAACACCCCAUUCGCCAUUCCCCUUUUCUCUCACUGAAUUGCAGGAAUUCAACACAAGGAAACUUGCAAUUUUUGCAACAUGGCGAAAGAACAAAUCCAGGUGCUAAAUGCACUCGAUGUGGCCAAAACACAAUGGUACCAUUUCACUGCAAUUAUAGUUGCUGGAAUGGGCUUCUUCACUGAUGCAUAUGAUCUAUUCUGCAUAUCCCUUGUCACCAAGUUGCUAGGCCGCAUUUACUACCACGUUGAUGGCGCGGCGAAGCCCGGAACAUUGCCUCCCAAUGUAUCAGCAGCUGUAAAUGGCGUAGCUUUCUGUGGUACACUUUCAGGACAGCUUUUCUUUGGCUGGCUUGGUGACAAAAUGGGAAGAAAAAAAGUCUAUGGCAUGACCCUAAUGGUGAUGGUGAUAUGUUCUAUUGGUUCUGGCCUUUCAUUUGGAAAUAGUCCAAAAUCUGUGAUGGCAACACUUUGCUUCUUCCGCUUCUGGCUUGGAUUUGGAGUUGGUGGAGACUACCCUCUUUCUGCUACCAUAAUGUCUGAGUAUUCUAAUAAGAAGACUCGCGGAGCCUUCAUCGCCGCGGUCUUUGCAAUGCAGGGUUUUGGAAUUCUGGCAGGUGGUAUAUUUGCUAUUAUAAUUGCUACUGCAUUCAAGGCUAAGUUUGAUGCUCCGCCUUAUGAGGUUGAUCCCGUCGGUUCGACCGUUUUGGAAGCGGACUAUAUUUGGAGGAUAAUUGUCAUGGUUGGAGCAUUGCCAGCUGCAUUGACAUACUAUUGGAGGAUGAAGAUGCCGGAAACCGCUCGCUAUACUGCUCUAGUUGCGAAGAACACAGAACAGGCUGCAAAGGAUAUGUCUAAGGUUCUUCAGGUUGAGAUUGAAGCUGAGCCGAAAAAUGAUCAAGCACAGGCCAAAGCAUUUGGCUUGUUCUCAAAGGAGUUUCUCCGCCGCCACGGGAUGCAUCUUCUCGGCACAACAAGCACAUGGUUCUUGCUUGAUAUUGCAUUUUACAGCCAGAAUCUCUUCCAGAAAGACAUCUUCAGCGCAAUUGGUUGGAUCCCUCCAGCAAAAACCAUGAAUGCCAUUGAGGAAGUUUACAGAAUUGCAAGAGCUCAGACGCUUAUUGCUCUCUGCAGUACUGUUCCUGGCUACUGGUUUACAGUGGCUUUUAUAGACAGGAUUGGAAGAUUUCGUAUUCAAUUGAUGGGGUUCUUCUUCAUGACAGUCUUCAUGUUUGCUCUUGCCAUUCCUUAUGACCACUGGACUCAUAAGGAGAACAGAAUAGGUUUCGUGGUGAUGUAUUCCCUGACUUUCUUCUUCGCGAAUUUCGGGCCUAAUGCCACCACAUUCGUCGUGCCGGCCGAGAUUUUCCCGGCUAGAUUCCGGUCCACUUGCCACGGAAUUUCGUCCGCAGCCGGGAAGCUCGGGGCUAUAGUCGGAGCAUUCGGGUUCUUGUACCUGGCACAGAACAAGGACAAGAGCAAAGCAGAUGCAGGGUACCCUGCAGGUAUUGGAGUGAAGAAUUCACUGCUUAUGUUGGGCAUGGUCAACAUUUUAGGAUUCUUUUGUACUUUCUUGGUGCCUGAGGGAAAGGGAAAAUCUUUGGAGGAAAUGUCAGGUGAGAAUGAAGAGGAAGGUUGAAAUGGAAGGAAGAGUCAGAGUCACAUUCUUGCAGCACCACAACUGUUCCAUUGGUUUAGGUCUUGUUUAAUUGCAAUAAAGCACUACCUUCAAAGGAAAAGCACAAAUUUUUACCCGGAUAUCAUGUUAGAGUAAAUGAGGAGCUGUUUGUUUUGUUCUACUAUGAGUGUUCCAUUAUUCGAGUGUAGAGAAGAACUUUCAAUUUUCAAAUUCAAUAACCCUUUUGUGCUUAAAAGAAAAGAAAAAAAAGA
This is a messenger RNA of Lotus japonicus, 2008 nucleotides long. Its product is annotated as probable inorganic phosphate transporter 1-7. Gene Ontology annotation, biological process: transmembrane transport; phosphate ion transport. The record is from RefSeq and is a predicted model, not a curated record. Lineage: Eukaryota; Viridiplantae; Streptophyta; Magnoliopsida; Fabales; Fabaceae. Gene Ontology annotation, cellular component: membrane. Gene Ontology annotation, molecular function: phosphate transmembrane transporter activity. The transcript has a single exon. The coding region runs from base 201 to 1757 and encodes 518 amino acids.